CUCACUAACCGAGUCAAACUAAAAACCCUUGCAAAAUCCUCAUUUUCAUCUCCCAAAAAAAUGCUCCUCCACCGCAAACUGCUAUGCAAAACCCAAAACCACCGUCUCCACCACCAACUUCUCCGCUACAUCAGCCAAUCAGCAGCCGCUUUAAUCCAUCCACAAGACCCGGAAACCCAUUUCUCUUACCUUCCGGGGUUCCCCAAACCCGACCCAUCUGAAACAAUCACAUCAAUUCCUCGUUCUGAAUCAGGAAAAUCAAUCUGUGCUAAAGAAAGAAAAGCUGGUAGAGUUCCAAGCAUUGUUUUUGAGCAAAAAGAUGGACAACAUGGUGGUAAUAAAAGAUUGAUUUCUGUUCAAACUAAACAAAUUAAAAAACUUGUUAAUCAAAUGGGUUCUUCUUUUUUCUUGUCUCGACUUUUUGAUCUUCAAGUUAAGCCUGAUUUUGAUUCUACUGAGAUUAUUGAACAUGUUCGUGUUCUUCCUAAAAAGCUUCAUAUGCAUGCUGCAACUGAGGCUAUACUCAAUGUAACGUUCAUCAGAGCUCCAUCUGAUGCCUUACUGAAGGUUGAUGUUCCUCUUGUAUUUAGAGGAGAGGAUGUAUCACCCGGACUUAGAAAAGGUGCAUAUCUGAAUAUCAUCAGAAAGACUGUCCGAUAUCUUUGCCCAGCCGACAUAAUACCUCCAUAUAUUGAUGUGGACUUAAGUGAGCUUGAUGCGGGUGAAAAGCUGGUAAUGGGGGAUCUUAACGUUCAUCCAGCUCUGAGGCUGAUUCAAUCGAAGGACGAGCCAGUAGUUAAGAUCAUGGGAGCUAGAGUUUCCGAAGUAAAGAAAUCCAAGUAGUUAGAUUUUGAUUCGAGGUAUCCAGAUUACAAGAAUACACUGCUUCAACCUUCUAUAUUUAGAGGUGUACCAUAAUCUAUGAUCAUUGGUAGCGACAUUUUUUGACCCACUUCAUGCUUUCUGCUAAUUAAUAUGUCGUCUUUCUGUCCAUUGGGCCGCAUCAGAUGAUGGGAUUUGUAAUAGAUUUGUCAUUUACGCGAGUAUUUUUGUCUCAUUUUAUGAAUUUUGUUCCUGGGUUAAGACUGCUGCUUGAAGAAUCUAUGUCUUUCAAAUGUACAAUUAUCAGCUGCUUUAUCCAGUGAAUAAUAAUACUAUAAUGCAUGGUUUUUGUAAUUUCUGCAAUUAAUCAAUUUCUGUAAAAUGCUUCCAUUGUAUGUAAUGGAUUCAUGCU
Molecule: messenger RNA, 1234 nt
Organism: Amaranthus tricolor (Joseph's coat)
Lineage: Eukaryota; Viridiplantae; Streptophyta; Magnoliopsida; Caryophyllales; Amaranthaceae
Exons: 3
Coding region: 61-843 (260 amino acids)
Biological process (GO): translation
Cellular component (GO): cytosolic large ribosomal subunit; ribosome
Molecular function (GO): 5S rRNA binding; structural constituent of ribosome
Source: RefSeq, a predicted model, not a curated record